This is a messenger RNA of Tarenaya hassleriana, 1053 nucleotides long. RefSeq lists its product as uncharacterized. The transcript is spliced from 6 exons. The record is from RefSeq and is a predicted model, not a curated record. Bases 1 to 1053 code for a protein of 350 amino acids. NCBI's taxonomy places the organism in Eukaryota, Viridiplantae, Streptophyta, Magnoliopsida, Brassicales, Cleomaceae.
AUGUGGAGUCAGUACUGGUGUAAUUGGGUGGACGUUUUCGUGACGGUACCGGUCGACGGAGUGGAGUCAGUACCGUUAUGGAAAUGUGUAGUGAAGCCAGUACCGGUUGACGACGUGGAGUCAGUACUGGAAGAAGACGAACCCCCUCGUUUAUCGAUAGAGAAAGAACAUCAAGAUCCUCGCACUGAGAUUCAGAAGAAGAGAGAAGCCUUCCGGCUGUCGCUUGACAAGCUCGAAGCCGACGCAAAAGUGGAGAAUUAUCUGAAAGAUCUCAGACAACUUGUGGAACUCGGUUGCUCCUUCCUUCGCCACGAAGUUCGUCUCAUGGAGGAAAACGGAGUACAUAACACACGGGAUCGGGUUUUCACACGUUACGACGAUGAGAAAGUGCCAAAGAACAAUCAAGAUCGGGUUUUCAGACAUUACUUUCAAUUCAAAUCCGAAGGGAUGAGCCCGGAAAUACACGAACGAAGCCAGAGAUGCAGUGACGACGUCAAGGAACAGGAGAAGAAGAGGCGGUGUGUAAAAUUCGCGAAGCAAGAUAAGGAAAUUCAGAAGAACGGAUCCAAGAAAUCCAUGGAUCAAAUCGACGAACCGAGUCACGACGUUAAGGAGAAGCAGCAGAAAGAGCGUCAAAAUUCGGAAAGAAACAAGAAGGGAGAAGCAAAACCCAUCGCCAUGGAACUCGAUGAUCUGCUUGACAAUUGGUACCAUGACAUGCAACAGACAGAGCCCCCUCGCUUUGGCGUUCCUGUCUCUGAGGAGUUGGGUUCGAGCAGGAGAUUCGAGGAAGAAAGCGUUAAGACAGUGGAGAAGAAGACCAAGAGCUCUUCGGAUAUUGGAAAAAAGGAAACAUAUGGCCAUGCAGAAUCAUUUUCCAAAAGCAACGAUAAUAAUAAUAAUGUAUCAAAAGAAUCGGAUUCAACAAUUAGAGAAAAGAAUCUGAGAUUAGAGACAAAUGCCAUAUCGAAUAACGGUUCCAUGAGAGACAUCAUCGCGAAGGCAAAAGAAGCAAUGAAGAAAGUACGAGAAAGGAGACUUCAAGAACGAUAA